Chionomys nivalis (European snow vole) is the source of this 2834-nucleotide messenger RNA. RefSeq names its product ATPase H+ transporting V0 subunit a1 (gene Atp6v0a1). NCBI's taxonomy places the organism in Eukaryota, Metazoa, Chordata, Mammalia, Rodentia, Cricetidae. Gene Ontology annotation, cellular component: vacuolar proton-transporting V-type ATPase, V0 domain; plasma membrane; vacuolar proton-transporting V-type ATPase complex. Bases 159 to 2696 code for a protein of 845 amino acids. The transcript is spliced from 22 exons. The record is from RefSeq and is a predicted model, not a curated record. Gene Ontology annotation, molecular function: proton-transporting ATPase activity, rotational mechanism; ATPase binding. Gene Ontology annotation, biological process: proton transmembrane transport; vacuolar acidification.
CUCGGCGGUGGCGUGGGGGCGGAGCCUUGCUUGCGUUCCUCCUCGGGACUCGGCUCUGCCGGAGCCGGGGGAUUUGCUGCGGCGACUGCGGCCGCGGCGGCGGUGCGGGCCAGAGAUUGGAGUGAACCACAGAUACUUACCGACUACUCUCUGCCAACAUGGGGGAGCUUUUCCGGAGCGAGGAGAUGACGCUGGCCCAGCUGUUUCUACAGUCAGAAGCUGCUUAUUGUUGCGUCAGUGAAUUAGGAGAACUCGGAAAGGUUCAGUUUCGUGAUUUAAAUCCAGAUGUGAAUGUUUUCCAGAGGAAAUUUGUGAAUGAAGUUAGAAGAUGUGAAGAAAUGGAUCGAAAGCUUCGAUUUGUCGAGAAAGAGAUAAGGAAAGCAAACAUCCCAAUUUUGGACACUGGUGAAAACCCAGAGGUGCCCUUCCCCCGAGACAUGAUCGACUUAGAGGCCAACUUCGAGAAGAUUGAAAAUGAACUGAAGGAAAUCAACACCAACCAGGAAGCCCUGAAGAGAAACUUCCUGGAACUGACUGAAUUAAAAUUUAUACUUCGCAAAACUCAGCAGUUUUUUGAUGAGGCUGAAUUGCAUCAUCAGCAGAUGGCGGAUCCAGACCUGUUGGAAGAAUCCUCGUCACUCUUGGAGCCAAACGAGAUGGGAAGAGGCACCCCUUUAAGACUUGGCUUCGUGGCUGGUGUGAUUAACCGGGAGCGGAUCCCUACCUUUGAACGCAUGCUUUGGCGAGUGUGCCGCGGGAAUGUGUUUCUGAGACAGGCUGAAAUCGAGAACCCGCUGGAGGAUCCCGUGACUGGCGACCACGUGCACAAGUCUGUGUUCAUCAUUUUUUUCCAAGGCGAUCAGCUGAAAAACAGGGUCAAGAAAAUCUGCGAAGGGUUCCGAGCCUCCCUCUAUCCCUGUCCUGAGACUCCACAGGAGAGGAAAGAAAUGGCUUCCGGAGUCAAUACCAGGAUUGAUGAUCUCCAGAUGGUUCUCAAUCAAACAGAGGACCACCGCCAGAGGGUUCUGCAGGCAGCUGCUAAGAACAUUCGGGUCUGGUUCAUCAAGGUGCGGAAGAUGAAGGCCAUCUACCAUACCCUGAACCUGUGCAACAUAGAUGUGACCCAGAAGUGCCUGAUUGCAGAGGUCUGGUGCCCUGUCACUGACCUUGACUCCAUCCAGUUUGCCCUUAGACGAGGCACGGAACACAGCGGUUCUACUGUCCCCUCCAUUCUGAACAGGAUGCAGACAAACCAGACUCCCCCAACGUACAACAAAACCAACAAGUUCACAAACGGCUUCCAGAACAUAGUAGAUGCUUAUGGGAUUGGGACUUACCGAGAGAUAAACCCAGCUCCAUACACCAUCAUCACUUUCCCUUUCCUGUUUGCUGUGAUGUUUGGAGAUUUCGGGCAUGGCAUUUUGAUGACGCUUUUUGCUGUAUGGAUGGUGUUGAAGGAGAGCCGAAUCCUCUCCCAGAAGAACGAGAAUGAGAUGUUUAGCACCGUGUUCAGCGGUCGCUACAUUAUUCUUCUGAUGGGAAUAUUCUCCAUCUACACUGGUCUCAUCUACAAUGACUGUUUUUCCAAGUCUCUGAAUAUCUUUGGGUCAUCGUGGAGUGUACGGCCAAUGUUCACUGAAGGGAACUGGACGGAAGAGACGCUUCUGGGAAGCUCUGUUCUCCAGCUGAACCCAGCUAUCCCUGGAGUUUUUGGUGGACCGUACCCAUUUGGCAUUGAUCCAAUUUGGAACAUCGCAACCAAUAAACUGACCUUCCUUAACUCCUUCAAGAUGAAGAUGUCUGUUAUUCUCGGGAUCAUCCACAUGCUCUUUGGAGUCAGCUUGAGCCUUUUCAACCACAUCUAUUUCAAGAAGCCCCUGAAUAUCUACUUUGGCUUCAUUCCUGAAAUAAUCUUCAUGACCUCCUUGUUUGGCUACCUGGUCAUCCUUAUCUUCUAUAAGUGGACAGCCUACGAUGUCCACUCAUCUAAGAAUGCACCAAGCCUCCUGAUCCACUUCAUCAAUAUGUUCCUCUUCUCCUACCCAGAGUCUGGUAAUGCGAUGCUGUACUCGGGACAGAAAGGGAUUCAAUGUUUCCUCAUAGUGGUUGCCAUGCUCUGCGUCCCUUGGAUGCUGCUCUUUAAGCCCCUGAUCCUGCGCCAUCAGUAUUUGCGGAAGAAGCAUUUGGGAACUCUCAACUUUGGUGGGAUCAGGGUGGGCAACGGACCGACAGAGGAGGAUGCUGAGAUUAUUCAGCAUGACCAGCUCUCCACCCAUUCAGAGGACGCAGACGAGCCUACCGAGGACGAAGUGUUUGACUUUGCGGACACCAUGGUCCACCAGGCCAUCCACACCAUCGAGUACUGCCUGGGCUGCAUCUCCAACACGGCCUCCUACCUGCGGCUCUGGGCCCUGAGCCUUGCGCAUGCACAGCUCUCCGAAGUACUCUGGACCAUGGUGAUCCACAUAGGCCUGCAUGUCCGGAGUCUGGCCGGAGGGUUUCUGCUGUUCUUCAUCUUCACCGCCUUUGCCACCCUGACUGUGGCCAUUCUGCUGAUCAUGGAGGGCCUCUCGGCCUUCCUCCACGCCCUGCGGUUACACUGGGUGGAAUUCCAGAAUAAAUUCUACUCCGGGGCCGGUUUCAAGUUCCUCCCCUUCUCCUUUGAGCAUAUCCGGGAGGGGAAGUUCGAUGAGUGAGUCCCUGGCAGGGCGCAUGCCCAGAACUGUUCUCCCCCCCUUGCCUCCACAGGGAUUGUCUGUGUUCCUUUUGCCUGCUGGUUGUGAUCCCUGGAAACCAGGGCAUCUGUGUGACCCCUGCGACCCUUGCCCCAGCUG